GAGGCUGGACCGGGACAGGACCAUGACUUGGUGAAAGGAGAGAGAAAGAAAGAAAGAAAGAAAGAUAGCUAGAUAGAUAGAUAGAUAGAUAGAGAGAGAGAGAGAGAGAGCCUUGUGCGUGCAAACACCGACCGGCGUCUGCAUUUGCGGAGGAAUAGGAUUCAUUUCCCCUUUUUAAUAACAAAAAUAUAAACGAUUUUAUGAGGUGAGGGGGCGAGGAAAAAGAGGGCGAAAAGAAGAACCGCUCGCCGGGCGCCUGGAGACGGCGAUCGUCGGAGGUUUACCUCAUUUUGCAUCUGACAAAAAUUGUUUUACGCUUGGUGUCGGCGAAGACGACGAGAGGGAGAGGAAGAUUUUUUUUUUCACCCCUCUCCUGUGCACAAUGAAGGCGCCUGUCCGCCAUGUUACAAUGCUAGCCAGGGACUGACUGGGUUUCUUUUUUUUUAAUUGUUUAUGUUUAUUUUGUAUUUCCUUUGCUGAUUUUAAAAACAUCUUCCCGUCGAGUUUAAUCUCCCCUCUCAGCCCUGGAGGGAGGGAGGAAAAGGAAGGAGGGAGGGAAGAGAGCCUGAGUUCGCAGCCGCCGCUUUGUACCUCUCUCACUCGCUCACCCCUCGGAGCUGCCAUGGCGGAACCGACCUAUGCAUGUGCCAUAUGGAUCGUUUCUCCUCCCUGGGGUUUGAAUGGUCUGAAACUGGACUAAUUCAGUAUUGGAUGGACAAUGGCAAGCCACAGCAGUAACUGAGAGGGCUUAUUCCCUUGUGGAUUCCAGUCAAGUAUCUACUUUCCUCAUCUCAAUUCUACUCAUUGUCUAUGGAAGUUUCAGGUCUCUGAAUAUGGACUUUGAGAACCAGGAAAAAGAUAAAGAUGGGAAUACUUCAUCUGCCACUUUCAAUGUAAACAAUACCAACAAUAGUAUCCAGACCAUAGACUCUACACAAGCUCUUUUCCUUCCAAUUGGAGCAUCCGUCUCCCUCUUGGUGAUGUUCUUCUUCUUUGAUUCUGUUCAGGUGGUGUUUACAAUAUGCACUGCAGUUCUUGCAACAAUAGCAUUUGCCUUUCUGCUGCUCCCAAUGUGCCAGUAUUUAACAAGAGCCUGCACAACCCAGAACAAAAUUUCAUUUGGCUGCUGUGGACGAUUCACUGCUGCCGAGCUACUCUCGUUUACACUGUCAGUCAUACUUGUGCUUAUCUGGGUAUUAACGGGACACUGGCUACUGAUGGAUGCUCUGGCAAUGGGACUGUGCGUCGCCAUGAUCGCCUUUGUACGAUUGCCAAGUCUUAAAGUUUCCUGCUUGCUGCUCUCUGGGCUCCUUAUUUAUGAUGUCUUCUGGGUAUUCUUCUCUGCCUACAUAUUCAACAGCAAUGUGAUGGUGAAGGUGGCCACACAACCUGCUGACAAUCCCUUGGACGUGCUCUCCAGAAAACUUCACUUGGGACCAAAUGUUGGACGGGAUGUUCCUCGUCUCUCGCUCCCUGGGAAACUGGUAUUUCCGAGUUCCACAGGCACCCACUUUUCCAUGCUGGGGAUCGGAGACAUCGUCAUGCCAGGGCUUCUGUUGUGCUUCGUGCUUCGAUAUGACAACUACAAGAAGCUAGCUAACAGCGAGGCCAUCCCUGCCAUCGUACCAGGCCGAAUGCAAAAAGUCUCCUACUUCCACUGCACUUUGAUUGGGUACUUUAUAGGUCUUCUGACUGCUACUGUAGCAUCAAGAAUCCACCGGGCUGCUCAGCCAGCACUCCUGUACCUUGUUCCAUUUACAUUGCUGCCACUUCUUACCAUGGCUUAUUUAAAGGGUGAUCUACGGCGUAUGUGGUCCGAGCCCUUCCACACCAAGGCACAGAGCUCCCGCUUCCUGGAGGUAUGAUAGCCAGUAGAGCAGCCGAACGCAGGAAUAACGUACGCUGGGCACCAGAAGAUUUGUGUCACGUGGUUUCAUUCUUCUCAUCAAACAUGAUUGGUGCUUAAAGUGUUAACAAACAAACAAAGGUUGCGGAGGAAAUGUUUAUUUUCCUUUUGUGGAAUGCAGACUCUGUACAAUUAAUUCAACUCAUCUGCAGUCUUUGGAUUAGCAACAGACACUCACACCCUACCAUGUAUAAAUACAAGUUUAAAAACAAACAGACCCACUUUUUAAAAUGACAAGAUAUCAAAUCUAAUCUUGUACAUCCAGCUGCUACACAGAAGAUGCAACUCUGAAGAUGCCUCUUUGAAGGGACCAGCGACUCUUUAAUUGUCUUGAACUUUAGGCUAAAGGAGAAGACAAGGCAGCAACAAACCUUUUGAAUUCAGUAAUUACCUGUCAGGUGACUUAUUUGUUUCUUCCUGCAGAUGUGAGUUGGGUAUACAGUAGAAUCUGUGCUAUAAUUAACUUUACACCUGAGGUUUUGUUGCAUUGAUCCAGAAAGGUGAAGACGCCAAGAUGAAUCAUGUUGUGUACUUAAGUGGCCUGUUGUAAAUUUUAGCAUGUAUAGCAUUAAAUAUCGCUUCAGUAUAAGACCUACUGUCUCCUUUUCCAAAUGCUCCUCCUCCUAUACCAUAUGUGAGUUUAGAAAUGUACUUGUAGUUUGCACUUGUACCUGUGUUAAUGAUCCCACUUGACCUUGCACAAUUAUGAUUGGUGUAGCAAAAAAAAUUAACCUUUUUUAUGGUUUGUCCCUUUUUCUCCUUUAUUGGUUUGAUUAAUUUAGCAAAUGCAUGUAUCAUAGCAGUACUUGUUCUUUGAACCCUCUUGACUGUAGUGGUGAACCCCUGUAAAUAUUUUUUUUGUAUACAUUUGUUUCAAUGUGCGUUGUUGGCUCUACAUGUUGAAAAAGUGUAAUCUGGUCCAAGUUUACAAGCAGUAUCUGUUUUGUACCCUGGGUUUGUACUUGGUUCCUGUUACUUUAGUCUGAUACUGUCGCUGCAGCACAGUAACACAGGGCGGCCAGCGAGGAGCGUGCUUGUAACAUUUAGCAUCGUUACUGAGUGGAUAUAGACUGCCGUUGUAGUCUCCGCACCCAGAUACUGCAUCAGACCAGUGCAGGGCCCAGAUCCAACAUGAACUAACUCCAAGAGCGCUUCAAGUUCUUCCAUGCCCACCUCUACCUUGCCAUCUGCCCCGACACAUGCCCAUUCACCACGGCAUACACAAACAGUGUUAUGUGUCACUUUUAAAGAAGGAAGUGUUCACAUUUCCUAAAAAAACCACUGAGUGUAAUGUUUUUGUGCUGUAGACUAGACAAAUUGCUGAGCCAUUUGAUAGCCUCUGGCUUUGCUGAAAGCCUUCAAGUGGCCUGAAUACUGUACAAUCAUCUGUACACCAUUAGUGUAUUUCUGCCCCUGGAUAUGAACAUUAUCUUCAUCUCUAUAUAACAUGCACAGACAAGAUUCCUUUGUAAAUAAAACCAAAAGUUUAAGUGCA
Molecule: messenger RNA, 3401 nt
Organism: Leucoraja erinaceus (little skate)
Lineage: Eukaryota; Metazoa; Chordata; Chondrichthyes; Rajiformes; Rajidae
Gene: sppl3
Product: signal peptide peptidase 3
Exons: 12
Coding region: 834-1865 (343 amino acids)
Biological process (GO): membrane protein proteolysis
Cellular component (GO): lumenal side of endoplasmic reticulum membrane; cytoplasmic side of endoplasmic reticulum membrane; Golgi-associated vesicle membrane
Molecular function (GO): aspartic endopeptidase activity, intramembrane cleaving
Source: RefSeq, a predicted model, not a curated record